CUUUACCUUGCAAGUCGAGUUAGCCGCCACUAGUUAUAGUAUUUUUCUUAAAAUUUAUUCUUCCACUAGACUUUUUAAUUAUUUAUAGUGUGAAUGAAUUCACGGGUAUUGCCAUAUAAUUUUUUUGACCCUACAAUUCUCAAUAAAAUACCAUAUCACCCUUAUGAACUUUAAUAUAUACAGUAUAAAUAAACUAUCACUCAUAUAUAUCUCAAAAGCAUUUCCCUUGAGUUCAAGUAGCCAUGGGAGUAGCACAGGCUAAUCAAAUGUGGUUCCAUCUCACGAUCAUCGUCUUCUCCGUCUCCAUUUCUUUGAUUUCUAGCUCUGAAUUAAAUUGUGUAUACUCAGUUUACGUUCGAACUGGGCAAUUCUUUGCGUCUGGAACUGACUCAAAAAUUAUCUUAACUCUUUACGAUGCGGAUGGAUAUGGACUUAGAAUCAAAAACCUACAAGCGUGGGGUGGGCUUAUGGGAGAAGGUCACGACUACUUUGAAAGGGACAAUUUGGAUAUGUUUACUGGUCGUGGUCCAUGUUUGAAUGGUCCAAUCUGUAAAAUGAACUUGACUUCUGAUGGUACAGGGCAACACCCUGGAUGGUAUUGUAAUUACGUUGAAGUUACUUCUACAGCAGAGCACAAACGAUGCAACCAGCAGUUGUUUACCGUCGAGAAUUGGCUUGGUGCUGAUGUUUUUCCAGAUGGGCUAACGGCUAUUAAGAACAACUGUGGCCGUAAGUCAGAUGAGCAAUUCUCUAUUUACGAUUCUCAGUCCUAUCAUGUUGUUGAUGUAAUUUAAUUUGAGCUUAUAGUGCUUUGUGCCCCCAGGCUCAGAAUUUCUCUGUUUCUGUUUGUCUAUUUUUUUCCCCUUUCCCUUUUUCAAUUCAAAUACCUCACAUUGUGAGUAAUUUACAUGUUGAUCUGAUAUUGUAUGAUUUGUACAUGAAGGCCAAUUAGGCUAAUGGCAUGAGUGAUACAUAACUUAACUGGAAGGAUAAUUUCCCCUUCAUAAGUAUUGUAACUCGACAACAUUAUUUUUCUAUUGCAGAUAAUAGACGUACGUACAUAA
Messenger RNA from Solanum verrucosum, 1064 nucleotides. RefSeq names its product PLAT domain-containing protein 3-like. Gene Ontology annotation, molecular function: protein binding. The transcript is spliced from 2 exons. The record is from RefSeq and is a predicted model, not a curated record. Bases 243 to 794 code for a protein of 183 amino acids. Lineage: Eukaryota; Viridiplantae; Streptophyta; Magnoliopsida; Solanales; Solanaceae.